Molecule: messenger RNA, 2109 nt
Organism: Hippocampus comes (tiger tail seahorse)
Lineage: Eukaryota; Metazoa; Chordata; Actinopteri; Syngnathiformes; Syngnathidae
Product: ceramide synthase 2-like
Exons: 10
Coding region: 715-1767 (350 amino acids)
Biological process (GO): ceramide biosynthetic process
Cellular component (GO): membrane
Molecular function (GO): sphingosine N-acyltransferase activity; DNA binding
Source: RefSeq, a predicted model, not a curated record
CACUCUGAGGCGGAUGUGCUAACCAGUCGUGCACCGUGCCGCCCUAUAUCAAAUCCGUUUGAACUUUUAUUCAAUAACGUUCAUAUCCAUCGGAAGGUUGUUCUAAUCGGCCAAAAGCAGAACUAGUAAUGGAAAACUGUUGUUCCCCUACUAGGGUCCAUUCUCGUAUGUUUUUUUUUUUGUCCUCAUUAAUACAUCUCUACAGCUCUAGUAGCACUACUAGGCCCAACUAGUUGACAUGUGUCGUGCACUAGUAAGCUCCUGGACCACUGUAGUGGUGGUUUGGCCUCAAUAGUGACAUGUAGUUGUCCUGAUAGAGAGCAGAAAUGUCAGAUAAUUGUUUAAAAAAAAAAAACAUUGCGAGUAAGAAACAAUCGUUCUAUUAGUCCACCCUAGUUGUUCUACAAGUGUGCCAGAUUUUCUUUCAUAGUGAAGGCAAAGAGCGUACUAGUAUACUAAGAUGGUUGUCAUUCUCUUGGGCACAUUGGCCUCAUGUUGACUGUGUUGUCAGCAUAAUGGGGUUGCUCACUAAAACUGAGUUGCUUUGGCAAUAACUGUAAACAACUGUCACGCGAUUCCUAACCAGAAGGGAAACCAUUGCUGACAUUCCGCUAGCAUGAGGUUAUCAUACAACAAAUAUUUGUCUACGAACCUCACACACCAUUUCCUGAUUGGGAUCGAGCAUGCAGCGCGCGUACUGAAUAGGUGAGGUGGAUGAGCUGCAGGGCGAGGAGCAGGUUCUGUGCCCCGGCUAUUGGCAGACGUUUGGGGGUGAGGAAUAGGUUGCGAGUGAGCGUGUCCCCUUCCCCAAACCUGGAGUCCUUUUACACACAACAAAGCACACGGCCCACGCAGAGUGACAUCAUUCAUUUAAUGUCGCUGUGUGGCAAAAGCCAGCGGCAAAUCGAGACCUGGUUCCGACUGCGCCGCCACCAGGACAAGCCGUGUCAAACCAAGAAGUUUGGAGAAGCGGCUUGGAGGUUCUUUGUCUACCUCACAGCCUUUGUGGGUGGGCUGGCCUGUUUGAUUGAUACCCCCUGGUUCUGGGACCUCAGGGAAUGCUGGAGACAGUAUCCAGUUCAGCCCAUGCAAAGUCGUCAUUUCUGGUACUACAUGCUGGAGCUUGGCUUUUAUGGUUCCCUUCUGCUCCGGAUCUCAGUUGACAUCAAGAGGAAGGAUUUCAAAGAACAAGUGAUUCACCAUUUGGCCACCGUGUUCCUGCUCAGUUUCUCAUAUUGUGCCAACUACAUUCGCAUUGGCACUUUGGUCAUGCUCCUUCAUGACUCAGCUGAUAUCUUACUCGAGUCUGCCAAGAUGUUUAAUUAUGGCUCUGGCUGGAAGAAAGCAUGUGACAUACUCUUUGUGGUUUUUGCUUCAGUAUUCUUUUUGACUCGAUUGGUAAUUUUUCCUAGCAAGAUCAUGCACACAACCCUGGUACUUUCCAUGGAGAAUUGCCAACCCUUUGCUGGCUAUUACUUUUUCAACAUCCUCUUAAUGGUGCUGCAAGGUCUUCAUGUCUUCUGGGCUUCUUUAAUCUUAAGGAUGGUCCCUAAAUUCUUGACAGGAAAGAUGGAAAAAGAUGAACGCAGUGAUGAAGACAGUGACCUGGAAGAAGAUAAACGGGAAGAGGCUGAAGAAGAUUAUUGUCUUACGGAACGUAAAGGCACCCAAAGCUACAAACUAGCCCCCUUGAGUAAAAAUUGUGUCCUUAAUAAUCUCACCAACCACAGGGCCUCAAUUUCUGGUAGAUUGUGUAAAGCUCAGUAGAGAUUUGAAAUUAUUUGGUGUAUUUUUUUUUUUUUAGUAUGGCCAAGGCUACCUUUGAAACAGUGUCAAUCAAUCCAGAAAUAGUAAAGCAUUUGGUGUUAUAUCUUGAACGAUAUAUCAUACUUUAAGUCACACAUUAGAUCACAGUGAUAUUCUCCAACCGUCUCAUAUGAGUGGUGUUGAUUCAAAGCUGGAAAUGAACAUGUAUGAACAUGUCCACGCUGGUAAUUGUAAACCACAAAGCAUGUGUGAGAAAGAGGCGGGAGACAGACUUAUUGAAUGCCACUUGUCCUAUACACCUGAAGGAUGAGCUAUCUCUUUUAUGCAGAUUUGCGAAAUGCU